Molecule: messenger RNA, 1546 nt
Organism: Lobosporangium transversale
Lineage: Eukaryota; Fungi; Mortierellomycota; Mortierellomycetes; Mortierellales; Mortierellaceae
Exons: 4
Coding region: 462-1463 (333 amino acids)
Biological process (GO): carbohydrate metabolic process
Molecular function (GO): hydrolase activity, acting on carbon-nitrogen (but not peptide) bonds
Source: RefSeq, a predicted model, not a curated record
CUGGCACUUACUUUUAUUUUUAUUUCUUUUCUUUUUACCGCCCACCUUCCCUUUCCCCCUUUCCUUACCCGACAAACUCUCAAAAAACCGCAGCUUUACGCUGUCCCUUCCUCUUGCGCUUGCACACCGCAUUGACAACUUUCUUCCUCGGAAAACUUCCCUGUCUCUCAUUCUCACUUAACGAUCUCCUCCAUUAACGGUUCCUUGCGUUAUCAUCACAAAAUAUUACAUAGCCUAUCGUAAUUUUUGGCGUUCAUUCUUCCUCCCCCUUUUUUUUUUUCCUCAUCUAACUGCUUGUCUGCCUGCCUACUUGCCAUCUCCAGAAAAAGUCUUAAAUACUUUUCAACCUCCAUUUGCAUUUCUCGUCUUUUUCACCAGACCCGAAAUUUCACCUCUCUUCUCAGCUAAACACCAUCGACACUUGGAAAUCAUUUUAUUUUUUCCUCCUUCUUCUUUUGACAAUGGCAGCCGAAAAGAAGCCUAUGCAGACCAAGAACAAGGUCUUGAUCGCCGGUAUCUCCCUCAUCAUUGUAGCCGGUAUCGCCGUUGGUGUUUACUUUGGUGUCCACAAGAACAGCAGCUCGAUCAAUAGGCGGUGCAACGGUACCCCUACUACAUCUGCACCGCCCACAUCCACCACAGCUGUCACACCUCCGGAUCAAAAGGGAACCAUGAUCAAUGGUACCCUGUUCCCUUACUAUAACUUGACUGGUGAGGCCCCCGCACCCGUCGGCUUCCUGACCCCUGGAACGUACUCUAUCUCAUACGAUGAUGGCCCCUCUGAGUACACGCACGAGCUCCUUGACAUGCUUGACAAGGAGAAUCUCAAGGUGACGUUUUUCGUGAACGGUAACAACCAAGGUUGUAUUUAUGAUCCCAAAGUUCAAUCAGUCCUCAAGCGCGCCUUUGAAUCCGGUCAUCAAAUCGCAUCCCACACUUGGUCUCAUCCUCAACUGCCUAAACUGUCCGUUGAAGGAAUCACGACUGAGAUGACGCGUUUAGAGCAAGCCUUCCAAGAUAUUCUGGGUGUCGUUCCCCGAUAUAUGCGUCCUCCCUAUGGCGCUGGAACAUUCGGCCCUGCAGACACAGAUGCCAAGGUUCAAACCACACUCAAGAAUUUAGGUUAUGUCAUCACUACCUGGGAUAUUGCAACCACCGAUGCGGAUAUUGAUGAUAACAAUGCGGUCCAUAAAUUGUCUGAUGAACAGUUGAUGAAGGUGGAACAAGGCCAAGUCACUUCUGUGGUUGAGACGGGUCCAAAGGGCGCAACUCAUAUGCAGUUGAUGCAUGAUACUUAUAUGCGUACAGUUCGAUUGAUGACUCCUUGGACCAUCAACUAUGCCAAAAAUUUGGGCUACAAGCUGGUUCCUGUAGCCACGUGCUUGGGAGACGAGGACCCAAGAACUUGGUACUCCCGAAUCGGACCUCCUUCUCCUAAUCCUCCUACCACCUGCACCAAGUAAAAAAGUAAAAGGAAAAAAGUCAGAAGAUAGAGAGAUACAUUUAUGACCUAAUUUAAGCAAUUUUUAUUUAUUAAAAAGAAAAA